Messenger RNA from Panicum virgatum (switchgrass), 1658 nucleotides. RefSeq lists its product as uncharacterized. The record is from RefSeq and is a predicted model, not a curated record. Bases 37 to 1611 code for a protein of 524 amino acids. The transcript is spliced from 5 exons. Lineage: Eukaryota; Viridiplantae; Streptophyta; Magnoliopsida; Poales; Poaceae.
GCUGCCUUACACCAGUCCCGCCAAGAGUAUGACUUUAUGCAGCAAGCUGGUCCACGAUACGAGAGGGGUGGCGGAUCUGGAUCUGCUUCUGGAUCUAGAAGUGGUGGUGUUGGAGCCAGUGGUGGACUACAGCCUUCGAUGUUCAGAAGGAGCCAGUCACAAGUCCCUGAGAGGGUUAGGGACUACCACCUAGGUUUGAACAGUGCUCCACGGCAGCAAAGGAUUGAUACCGGCCCAUGGACUGUCAAGGGGAGGACAUCAAGAGAGCUUCUAGGGAGGGCAUGGGCGAAGGCGUGCCAUGCUGUCGGUAUUCCCGGCCGGAAAGUUGAUGACCCAUACUUAAAAGCUGCGAUCGUGGAGACCCAGAAACAAGGUGUUGGAAUCAAAAUACCAUCAGGGAGGGAGAUAGAUGGAAAAUAUUUGGAUGAGAAUGUGAAGGAGAUAGAGAAGUGGAAGAAAGAGUGGGAUGAAUGUGGAGUCACCAUCAUGUGUGAUUCAUGGACGGGGCCUAUGCGUAACUCGGUCAUUAAUUUCUUGGUGUAUAGCGGUGGCACCAUGUAUUUCUUGAAGUCCAUCAAUGCGUCUGACAAAAUACAGGACCAUCAAUACUUGUUGAAGGAGAUCAGAGUAGUGGUCAUGAAAGUGGAGCCUCACAAUGUGGUUCAGCUUGUCACGGACAAUGGUUCGAACUACAAAAAAACCUGCAAAAUUCUCUGUCACGAGUUCCCUAACAUUGCAUGGCAGCCUUGCCUUGCCCAUACCAUCAACCUUAUGCUGAAGGACAUAGGGAAGUGCCCGGAGCAUGAUGCUUGUAUUCGAAGCGCGCAACGAAUUUGCAGCUGGCUCUACAACUCCAACAGUCUACACAACAUGAUGAGGGAAGCCAUUGGUGGGGAGUUGGUAAAGUGGAAUGUAACAAGAUUUGGGACCAACUACACGUUCCUUGAAAGCAUGUACAAGAAGAAGGACCAGUUCAUGACAUGGUUAGUGUCACCUGAGUUCCGACGGUCUCGCCACUUCAGUAGUGCAACUGGAAGGUACGCUUACGAAUGCAUGACAAGUAUUGAAUGGUGGGCGAAUAUGGAGUUGGUGAUCAAUGAUGUUGAGCCUCUGUACAUGUUUCUGAGAUUUGCUGACUCCGACAAAACACCUAAUUUGAGUGAGGUGACAAUGGAGUAUCAAAGCAUGAGGCAGACAUAUGCCAGCAAGUUCAGCAGUGACUGCCCCCAGUUUAAAAGGAUCAUGGUUGUGAUAGAUGCAAGGAUGAGCACAGUGAUGUCAGGCACCUAUAUGCCCACUGCUUGUGCUCUUAACCCUUACAUGCAGUAUAGUUUGGGGACAUCACAGACAGUCAUGGCAGUAAUGCGCAAUGGUCUGGAGAAAAUGUUGAAUACCAAUUCUGCAGCAAUUGCAUUGCAUGAAUUUGAAACAUUCAGGACGAAGCAAGGUGAGUUCUCUAGUGACAUUGCUACCUACCAUAUGGAGCUCCACAGUUGCAAUAUCAUCCACCUACGUACGUGUAUUUGCCACCAACAGACGAGCCGUAUGAGGGACCACCGGGAGAGAGAUAUGAGGACUGAAGAAUGCAGAGAAUAUGCUACAUGGACUUAGUAUGGACUAUGUCUUUGCCUCUGUUGUAUCUUUGGAUUGUAAUAAUU